Molecule: messenger RNA, 7234 nt
Organism: Xenopus tropicalis (tropical clawed frog)
Lineage: Eukaryota; Metazoa; Chordata; Amphibia; Anura; Pipidae
Gene: adamtsl1
Product: ADAMTS like 1
Exons: 29
Coding region: 136-5418 (1760 amino acids)
Biological process (GO): extracellular matrix organization
Cellular component (GO): extracellular region
Source: RefSeq, a predicted model, not a curated record
AAUGUGAGAGGGGCCGGUGUGUGUGGAAGCUGAUAGGCAGGGGACAGUGCUGGAUAUGACAGCAGCAGCAGCAGAGCAGGGGAGCGCUUAGCAGCUCGCUCAGUGUCCCAUUCACAUCCCGGCAAGGAUCCAAGCAUGGAAUGGUGCCGUGGGGCAGUCACUGGCACUCUGCUCCUGGCCUUGGCUUGCUCCCUUCUGAGCUCUCGUACUGCUCGUUCUGAGGAGGACCGGGACACCUUGUGGGAUGCUUGGGGUUCCUGGAGUGAAUGUUCUAGGACCUGUGGGGGUGGAGCUUCAUAUUCGUUAAGAAGGUGUCUUAGCAGCAAAAGCUGUGAAGGUCGCAAUAUUAGGUACAGAACAUGCAGUAAUGUGGAUUGUCCAGCAGAAUCGGGAGAUUUUCGUGCUCAACAGUGUUCUGCUCAUAAUGAUGUCAAGUAUCAGGGGCUGUAUCGUGAGUGGCUUCCAGUUCACAAUGACCCAGAGAACCCAUGCUCCUUAAAGUGUCAAGCAAAGGGUACAGCUCUUGUUGUGGAAUUGGCACCCAAGGUUCUGGAUGGUACCCGAUGUUACACUGAAUCACUGGAUAUGUGCAUCAGCGGUGUGUGCCAGAUUGUUGGCUGCGAUCACCAGCUAGGAAGCACGGCAAAGGAAGAUAAUUGUGGUGUCUGCAAUGGAGAAGGGUCUACCUGCCGUUUGGUGCGAGGAACAUACAAAUCUCAACUUUCUGCAAAUAAACUGGAUGAUACUGUAGUCGUUAUUCCUUAUGGAAGCAGACAUGUCCGUUUGGUGCUUAAAGGGCCCGAUCACUUGUAUUUAGAAACCAAAACAUUGCAAGGUAUAAAAGGAGAGAAUAGCCUAAGUAACACUGGCUCCUUCCUUGUGGAUAACACUAGUGUGGACUUUCAAAGGUUCCCUGAUAAAGAAAUCCUCAGAAUGGCCGGUCCUCUUUCUGCAGACUUCUCUGUUAAGGUUCAUUACGCUGGAGCAGCUGACAGUGUGGUACAGUUCAUUUUCUACCAACCCAUUAUACAUCGAUGGAGAGAAACCGACUUUUUCCCCUGCUCGGCUUCAUGUGGAGGAGGUUACCAGCUGACUUCUGCUGAAUGUUAUGAUCUAAGAAGUGGGCGGGUAGUAGCAGAUCAGUACUGCAACUACUAUCCUGAAAACGUGAAGCCAAAACCAAAGCUCCAAGAGUGCAAUAUGGACCCCUGCUUGGCCAGUGAUGGAUACAAGCAAAUUAUGCCUUAUGACCUUUAUCAUCCACUUCCAAGGUGGGAAAACACUCCUUGGACAGCCUGCUCUUCUUCCUGCGGUGGGGGGAUCCAGAGUCGCACAGUUUCUUGUGUUGAGGAAGAUAUCCAUGGACAAAUUAGCUCUGUGGAAGAGUGGAAGUGCAUGUAUACUCCAAAGAUGCCUAUUGUACAGCCUUGUAAUAUUUUUGAUUGCCCUAAAUGGCUGGCUCAGGAGUGGUCACCGUGUACUGUUACGUGUGGGCAUGGACUGAGGUACCGUGUGGUUCUCUGUAUUGAUCAUAGGGGCAUACAUACAGGAGGGUGCAGCUCUAAAACAAAACCUCAUAUCAAAGAAGAAUGCACAGUGCACAUACCUUGCUACAAGGCUAAAGAGAAACUACCUGUAGAAGCCAAGUUGCCAUGGUAUAAACAAGCCCAAGAGCUGGAGGAAGUGACUGCAGUGUCAGAAGAACCUUCGUUUAUUCCAGAGCCUUGGUCUCCAUGCAGUGUUUCUUGUGGAGUAGGCAUCCAGCAUCGAACAGUAAAGUGCCAGGUUUUGUUGACAUUUGCCCAGACAAUUGCUGAUCUCCCUCUUGAAGAGUGUGAAGGAACAAAACCCGCAACACAACAAACAUGUUACAGUGGGCCCUGCAAUGGUGAAGCUAUGGAUUAUAAUCCUGACGAGGAUGAGCUUAGUUACGGAGGGCUGAAAGAUAUUGAAGAACUUUAUGACUGGGAGUAUGAAGGAUUCACUGAGUGCUCAGAAUCCUGUGGUGGAGGCCUGCAAGAAGCCAUAGUGGUUUGCCUGAACAAACAGACAAGGGUGACAGUAGGCGAGAGUCUGUGUGUGGCCUCCAGGCGCCCUCCACCUCUUUUAAAAUCCUGUAAUAUGGAGGCUUGUCCCCCAAGGUGGGAGAUUGGAAACUGGAGCACUUGUAGCCUGACCUGUGGGGUGGGUCUGCAAACCAGAGAUGUCUUUUGCUCUCACCUCAUUUCGAGAGAGACAAAUGAAACUGUAGUCUUGGGAGAUGAUUUUUGCAGACAACCAAAGCCUACUUUAGUUCAGGCCUGCAAUCGCUUUGAUUGUCCGCCAGCAUGGUACUCUUCAGAAUGGAAGCAGUGUUCCCAAACGUGUGGAGGAGGCAUUCACACUCGUGAGGUUCUAUGCAAGCAGCGACUUUCUGAUGGCAGUAUUUUAGAAUUACCAGAAACCUUUUGCUCCUCUUCAAAGCCUCCAUCUCAGGAUCUUUGUGAGAAUGAAGACUGCCCAGGAGAGUGGCAUAUAACUGACUGGUCUCAGUGCUCGGUGACCUGUGGAGAGGGAACGCAAAUUCAAAAUGCUGUUUGUAGGAAGAAGCUGAAAACUGGGCAAUACAUUGUAGGGAAUUCUUCUAUGUGCCCCUCUAUCAAUCUCUUGGUCAGACCUUGCUCAUUAGCAACUUGCACAAGAUCCAAACAUGGUCAUAAACAGAGCCCUCAGAUAACAGGGUUAAGGAAACUGUACAUCCAGACCAGAAGACAGAAGAAGUUGCAGUUUGUUGUGGGAGGAUAUGCUUAUCUACUUCCCAAGACUUCUCUUGUGCUGCGGUGUCCUGUGAGGAGGUUUCGCAAACCACAAAUAAUUUGGGAAAAGGAUGGAAAGCACUUGAUCAGCUCUGAGCAUGUUACUGUUGCACCUCAUGGAUACAUCAAAAUACAUAAUCUUAGACCCAGUGACACUGGCAUUUAUACAUGCAUGGCAGGGCCUAGCCAGGAACAUUUUAUCAUUAAACUCAUUGGAGAUAACAACAAGAUUAUCUCCCACUCUUCCAGGACAAGAGAAGAAGAGGUUGCGAAAAAAGGAAGGAAAAAUGAAGCUUACCAUCGGACCGAGAAACAGCAAAAUGCAAGUCUUUUUAACAGAAGUAAGACUGAAAAGCAAGGUCAAAUAACAGAUCCUAGCAGUGUUUAUGAUAGUAUUGUUUCCCAUCUCUUGGCAUUAAAAGUGUUAUCUGACAGAAACAUUGAUCCACCAGAACAUCAAGAAUCUUUUGAGAAAAAUAUAUCAGCUGAAGAGGACCAUGUUGUUGAGCAUUCUUUGCCCUACACUUUUGUCACUGAACUUAAGCGCUUGGAUGACAUUAUUCGAUCAUUAUCUCAGCAACCUGUUGAACUCCAGGAUAAUUUCAGUAGGCAGAUUCUGUUACAGUUAACUCAGGACAUGAGAAGCCAUUCAGAAAGCCAUGAAUCCCCUGUGUUUAAAACUGACCUAAAACAGAUUGGUCCAGGAACCUCAGAACAUUCAUUGUAUAAACCUGUUUCUGGAUUAUCUAGUUCCUGGAGGUCUUCGUCAGUGGAAGCAGAACUCUCAGAAUCUUACGAGUCUCUGCACAUGCUCAGGAAGCCAGUCAUUUUAAGGAAAAUAUCAGCAGCUCAACAGUUUUCUGCUUCUGAGGUUGUCACUCAUAUUGGGCAAACUGUAGCGUUGGCUAGUGGAACACUUAGUGUCCUGCUUCAUUGUGAAGCAGGCGGUAAUCCCAAGCCAGUUAUUAGCUGGGCAAAGAAUGGAGAGGAAGUGAAAUACAGUAAUAGGAUCCUUCUCAAAUCUGAUGACUCUUUGCAAAUACUGGAACCAGUUGAAGCAGAUGUUGGAUUCUAUACCUGCAAUGCAACCAACUCACUGGGUUAUGCAUCAGUUUCUAUUGCAAUCACUCUAGCAGGUAAACCAUUAAUAAAGACUUCUAAGUCUGUAGUCAUUAACACAGACGCUCCAUCCAUCUCUGUCGAUGUGGGCAGUGUGGUGAAGACUAUUCAGGGAACAAAUGUUAGCAUCCACUGUCAAGUUGCAGGUCUUCCUGAAGCUGAGGUUUCAUGGUACAGAAAUAAAAGCAGACUUCACUCUAUUUCCCAUCAUAGUGAUGCAUCUCUGUCCAUUGGAAAUGUAACUAAGUCUGACCAAGGGUUCUACACUUGCAGGGCAGCCAAUGUCCAUGGGGAGGUAGCAGAAUCUACGCAGUUACAGAUUCUUGACUUUAAAAACUAUGGAGUGGAACGUUUAAGAACACUUUUCGCUGAGAUUGGCUCAGGCACCCCAUCUGUUAUGGCAUCUCCUACAGGAAACAAUCUCAUGGUAAAUCUAGGAGGAUCGGCCCUUAUAGGAUGUCCACUGAAAGGCCACAUAAUGCCCAACAUCUCCUGGAUCCAUGAGAGUCAACCUCUGGGCACAAAUGUGAGACUGAGGCAUGAACUUUUAGAAAACGGUCAGAUUCUUCGACUGACAAACAUAAGCAAGGACCACCAAGGCGAAUACAGAUGUAUCAUUAAGAACCCAUCUGAAUCAGUUAUUCAGAGAGCCUUUCUCUCCAUUCAAGCAUCACGUGAGUACCAGUGGUCUGCUGUUGGUUUUACACCAUGUUCAGCGUCAUGUGGUAACCGUGGAAUCCAACAUCCACAGCUGAGAUGUGUAUUGGACAAGGAAGAAGUCAACAUAUCUUAUUGCCUUGAAAAGCCAAGACCAUCCAUAAAGCCCACUGCCUGCAACAGAAGAGACUGUCCAGCAAGGUGGAUGGUCACAUCCUGGUCAUCUUGUUCACAGAGCUGUGGUGGAGGUUUUCAGACCCGUCGUGUCACUUGCCAGAAACUGACAAGUAUGGGACUUCCUGUCGCUGUAGCAAAUGAUGCUUGCACUGUCUUCUCUAAGCGACCUGUUGACAGUCAAAGCUGUAGUAGGCAGCUGUGUGUUGAGUGGACAACAUCACCAUGGGGACAGUGCCAUGGCCCCUGCAUUGGACCCAGAAUGGCUCUACAACACAGACAGGUUUACUGUAAGACAAGGGAUGGGACCAUUGUAUCUCCUGAGCAGUGCCAAGCUUUGCCACGGCCAUUAAAUACCCAGAAUUGCUGGGCAGAUAUCUGCAGUGUACACUGGCGGGUGUCCGCCUGGACCCUUUGCACAGCCACGUGUGGUAACUAUGGUUUCCAGUCCAGGCGGGUGGAAUGUGUGCACCAUCGCACCAACAAGUCUGUGCCUGAUCACUUGUGCUCCUGGAGGUCUCGUCCGAUAAACUGGCAACGUUGCAACAUCACUCCUUGUGAAAACAUUGACUGCAGAGACACCACCAGGUACUGUGAAAAGGUAAAGCAGCUGAAGCUCUGCCAACUUGCCCAGUUCAGAUCACGCUGUUGUGGGACUUGUGGGAAAGCAUAAACAUUUGUUGAGAAAUUCUUAAUGUACUCUACCCAUGAAAGGGGAAUAGGAAAAGAAAAAUUAUAACAGGUUGGCAACACUACAAUGUCCCGUGAUUCUAUUUAUUUUUGGUCAGCAUUUUAAAUGGCUUGACAUGAUUCUCUUCCAUUUAUGCUGGAAGACUGAAUGCUGUAAAUACCCGACAACAUCACUCCGUGCUAGCCACGAGUUGGAAAUUAAACUAAAACCUAAUGACAAUGCUUAAUAACUAAGCAUGAAGACAACCAGUUGGCUCAUGAACAAUAUGAAACCCACGGAGCUUUGUUCAUGACAAUAAAACAGCAUAGGAAAUUAAGGGAUUUUGUUGGAAUCCGAAUGUAACAAUGUGUAAAAAAUACAAUGGACAAGUUUGGACUCCAAUCAGGAUUUUGGAUGUACAUGUCAUUUUAUUGGUUUCAUUGCUUUUUUUUUUUUUCUUUGUAUUUUUCUUGUGCCGUCUCCAAUUUCCAUUUUCGCAAUGGAAUUCUUUGUGCAGAUUGAUAAAGAAGUAAUGUGUUAGACACUUUUGCUUUGGAUACAAAAAGGCAAAUCACAGGGUGGAUUCAUACGCAACAAACUGAAAGACAGAAUGUGAAAUAAUGCAUUACAGUACUGCACUGUAUGACACAUACCAAAAAGAAAAAGCAGCUCGGAUAACAUCGAAAGGUUUUUAUAUGCACAAUGUGAACACGGCACCUUAAUGACGACUUGGCCCAAGACUGUAUGCACAAGUGCUUUCCUAAGUGAAUCACAGACUCGACAGACUGCCAGCAUACUUUGCAUAAUAAUGAUUGGUCCAUUGCCCAGUAUUUACCACUGGCCGCAAGCACUUUAGGCUCAAGAUUUACUUGCAAGCAAGGCAAAACAAUAAGAAACGUGAAACAGGAAAUCCACUUUACAAAGAAAUAGAAAUUGUAAAACAAUGGGCACGCAUGUAAUGAUUUAAGCUUGUUUCGCACUUUGCUACCUGUACAUUAUGAUUUGGUUGGGAAUAGGGUUUUUAUAGCUUUUGUACCUAUCAAGGGGGUUUUCCACUUAAUAAGUGUAAAUUUAAAGUUGUCAUUCUUUAAAAAUUGGUUGUGUAACAAUAGUACAGCUAGGGUGACACCCCAUGGUUUAGCAGCAGAAUUGGCCACUUAUGAGGUUUUGACUGAAAUGCUUUUACCAUCUAAAAAAUAGAAUUUUGAAAGUGAGUAUCAUGUCUGGUGUCACUUUAAGGGGAACAAGCAAAUGCUUUUGUAUAACAGGCAGCUUGCAGGUUAUUAUGUUUUGUACUAAAAAGGAAAGGAAAAAAAUGCUGCCCUCUGCACCCAUAUUUAAUAUUCACAAUGUCAGCCAUGGUUUUCUGUAAAUGGAAAGCACAAACUUUUGGGGCUUGUUAUCUUUUUUUGUAAAUAAAUAGAAGUGCGUUAUGCCCUGAUAAUGUACUAUGUACAGAUCAGGAGGAUAUAAGUAAGAGUAGGUCCUGUGCAUACAAAGGGCUUGUAAUUACGCCUUCAGAUCUCAGCCAUUUUUUCUUAAUCAGCCUUUUUAGAUCCCCAGUUCAUGAAUCUUUAGUUUCACAAUUAUUUUCUUAACCUUCGUUUUCAUGCACAAACUGCAUUCUUUCACUACAAAUUGUUUGGUCAUGAAAUCCUUUAGUCAUUCAGUGCCAUGUGCAUGUUGGGUUCCUUUUAAUAAACCCCUUCCCUGAGCGCAAUUUUGCUACAUGACACAGUUCUAUUCACUGAGAGAAUGCUGCACAGAACAUUGACCAACUUAGGAAGCACUUAUAUUGGAUUUUAGUACACUAAUCAUU